AUGGUCCCCAGGACAACCCAGGUCCUCCCUGUAAAACCACUGUGCCUUGAUGGAAGAGGGCAUUUCCAGGGGCACCCACCCACCAGCGCAUCCAUAGCUUCCACGGACAUGGGGCUGCUGCUGCAAGAUGAUGUUUUUGUUGACUUUUUCAACAUCUUUCUGAGCCUUCCUAUUUUUGGGCAGACACCCCUUUACAUCAGUGGCAUGGGCCGGUGGUGCCUGUGGCCAGAGCUGCCGAGCCACCUGGAUGCCAGUCCCGCGGCUUUGCUGGCUUGGUUGGAAAAGCAGCGUCUGCCUCACUUCUGCAAAUCCAGCCUGUGCCUGCACCUCGUCCUCUGCCAGAGGCUGCUGGCUUUCAUUCGCUCGGGGGAAGCAGCAGAGCUGCUGAACUGGCAGAGUGCUGACCAGUGGCUGCUGGAGAGGUGCAUCAGCGGGAGCCAGGGCAUGCGGCACCUCUGCGCCUUCCUCCGGGGAACUGCAGGGGAAGAACUGAUGGACUUCUGGCUCAUCACUGAGAGGCUCCUGGGUCUGGAUGAGUCGGAUGGGAGUCAGAGGGAGCUGUUCUUGUCCCUGGAGCACAGGCUGAGAGCCACUCAUCUGCGUGAAGGCUCCAGCGUCCUCACCUUCUGCACCACCAUCAUGGGGUCUCUUCCAAAAGCCAAGCACAUCCAGUCCAUCAGCACGAGGAGGGAGAUCCUAAGCAAGAUGCAGGAACAGGUCCUGUUCAUGAUUCAGAGUUACUGGCUCCCUAAAUUCCUCGAGCACUGCAAGAUGGGGAUGGAGGAAGAGGAAUUGUGCUGGCCUUUGCUGCAGGAAUGUCAGAAACGUUUGUCACAGGCUGGCUGGCAGCCCCCAGGCCUUGCAGAGCCCGUCCCCACCAUGCACAUCAAAAGGAGCCAGGGUGUGCCAGGGCCCUACUGCAGCCAGAAGGCCAAAGCAGAGGUCUGGGCUAUGGUCAAGGAAGGGAGAGACAGCCAAGAAUUGAAAAUGGCCACUUUUCAGGUGAAAGCAGAGAAGCAGCCAGGGCCAGCUGGGAGCAGGGAGGAAUUGUGGCUGGAUAAGAAUGCUGUGGGAUCAACUCCCCAGCAGUCACAGCAUCCUGCCUUUGGAGGCAGAGGAAGAGCAGCAUUUCCUGGCAGACCUCAGUCCAGUGCAAAGCAGGAUCUACAAAACCUCUGUAAGGUGAAAAUGCUCCCUGACCUGCUUCCCUCUGCAUCCCUUGCCCGGCUGCCAUCCCUGAAAAAGCCAAUCAAGACCCUGGAUUUCCUUCCCUGGGCCCUGAGUGCUGAGGCUUGUGCUGGAAGACCCUUCAGAGAUUUCCUGCAGCAUCAGAACAGACCCAUGGAGACUCUUCUCCUGGACCUGUGGCACGACCUGGAGGAGUUUCUGCCCGUGGUUCUGGACUCCGGCAGAGAAAACAGCUUCUCCCUGCGCCAUCUGAUUGGGGAGAAGAUCUGCAAGACCUACCUGGAGGACAGCAGCAUUGAGAAGCUGCCCUUGGAGACCAGGACCCUCGUGAGUUUGUGGAACCGUCUGACAUAUGGAGAAUUCUCCCCCUGGAUAUUCAGAGCCCAGAAGGAGAUUUGCAAGGUGCUCUGUGGCCUCUAUGAGGAAUUUCUGGCUGCUGACGACAGGACAUUCCUCCAGUUUAUGGCUCCAGGCAUGGAAGUCCCCAUGGCCAAGGUGCCAGGCCGUGCUGCUGGCAGAUGGGGACAUUUCCACCUGUCCCAGAGGAUGAACCAGGCCCUGCAGCUGAGCCAGGCCCUGCAUGGCACGAGGAGCUUGGAGGAGGUCUCCUCCAAGCACUGGCAAUUGCUUGCUGCUCGGGACCUGCAGAAAGGGGGCUCCAUCCAGGCAGAGAUGGAGCUGCUCCUGGGCAGCCAUGAAUCCCAGAGGAUGAUAGCAGAUGAGCUGGCUGUGAGCAGCCCCAGCAGGGAAGAGGAGCUCCUGCAGCUCACGAAGGCAGCACUCGAGUCACCACAGAGACACCCCGUGGAGGCUCCAGGGUCCAGGUGUCACCUCUGGCUGUCCCCUGGGGAAGAGGCCAGCCCUGUUUCUGUCCCCACAGCUGUUGCAUCUGAGAGGAUUGCUCGAGAGAAUGCUGCUGCUGCUGCAAGGAAGAGGGAAGCUAGAAAACGCAGGCUGGAGGAGGAGGGUGAGGAGUAUGAGGAGGAUGAGGAAGAUACGGAUGAGGAUGAAGAAGAGAAGGAAGGACCCUACUAUCAGAAGAAGAAGAAGCAGAAACAGAUGGAGAAGGAGAAAAAGUCAGGGAAGCAGAAAAAGACAGAGAAGCAGGAAAAGACAGGGAAGGAGAGAAGGACAGAGAAGGAGAAAAGGACAGAGAAGGAGAAAAAGACAGAGAAGGAGAAAAAACAGAAGCAGAGGAGGAAGGAUCAGCAGCAGGAGCAGCAGCAGGAUUUGUUGCCCUGGAACAAAAAGCCCAGGUCGAGGCGUCCUCGGUUUGUGCAGGAUGGGACAGGGGACCUCAAGACACCGAGGAUGGCAUGGGCCUGGGCUGCCAUCCGGGAGCUUGUCAGGAGCUUCUGCAAGUUCAGGAGGGACAUGAAGAAUCAAACACGCUGCGCAGAGUUUCAGGAUUUUCUCCGUCAGGAGCGAAGAAACAAGAGGGAAAAGGAGGAGGGAAGGAGAUCACCAGGCCAGAGGGAAGGUGUAGCUCACAGGGGUAGAAAGGGCCGCAGGAAAUUGCAUGCAGCUAAGGGAAGCCCAGAUAGGGUGAAGGAGCAAACCCAGUGCUGGGCAGCAGCACACAGCAUCUCUUCCCCUGCCUCAGACUUGCCUGUCAAGGAGAAGAAGACCAAAGGUCCUGCCAAGAGUCCUGCCAAGAGCCCCCGCAAGGGCAAGGGCAAAGGCAAGGGCCAGCAGCAGCAGGUGACGCUGAUCAAACGCCGCAUGUUGGACAAACAGAUCAUCAUCGUCAACUUCCUUGUGGAUGACCUCCGCUUUUACCUGGAGAUGGACAGGUUUUCCAAGCUGGCUGAUGGCAUGGAAGAUGCAGACCCCCAGAACACGGAGUCAGGAAACUACAGUUCCUUUCUCAAAAAGAAACUUGAGAUCAUCAGCAAACUUUUCCUGAACUCUGACAUCCCCCCCAAGCUGAGGGUGAACAUCUCUCAGAAAGAGAGGGAUUUCAUCUGGCGUUCAUCCUCCAAGGGGCCGCUGACCCGGGCCAUCUACCACAACGCCAAGGUCACCCUCUUCCCCAUCCUGAUGUUCUUCUGGAGAAGGUUCUGCACCUGGAAGGUGAUGAGGACCUUUCAGGCCUACCAAGGGCUCAGCAGGUUUGGGACCCCUGAGGAGGAGGAGGAGGAGGAGGAGAACUCUGAGUUCCCUGAUGAGGGGGACAGGAGCUCUCAGGAGCCCAAGGGAGGCAGGAGCUCCAAGGCCCAGCAGCAGGACAGGAGCUCCAAGGCCCAGCAGCAGGAGAGGAGCUCCAAGGCCCAACAGCAGGACAGGAGCUCCAAGGCCCAGCAGCAGGAGAGGAGCUCUCAGGAGCCCAAGGGAGGGAGGAGCUCCAAGGUCCAACAGGAGAAGAGCUCUCAGGAGCCCAAGGGAGGCAGGAGCUCCCGUGGCCGCAAGGAGGGCAAGGUUCCAGCCUCUGCACCUGCAAAAAGCCCCUCCAAAGCAGCCAAGAGCCCUGGCCCCAAGAAGCUGGAGGUCAUUGCCUCUACUACACAACAUGCUCCAGGUAAAAAGGCUCUCCUUUCCUACAACAUGUCAGAUGGCCUUGGGCUCCUGCUACCACGGCCCCCAAAGAAAACUGAGCCUCCAGAGGAGCAAAAAGCUGCAGACGCCAGUGGGGAGAAGAGGCCCUCGCUCACUGAGCCCGCCCUGCAGGCUGGGCCCUAA
Molecule: messenger RNA, 3867 nt
Organism: Zonotrichia leucophrys gambelii
Lineage: Eukaryota; Metazoa; Chordata; Aves; Passeriformes; Passerellidae
Gene: RGSL1
Product: regulator of G protein signaling like 1
Exons: 21
Coding region: 1-3867 (1288 amino acids)
Source: RefSeq, a predicted model, not a curated record